GUUAAUGUUGGAUUUUCCAACACUUUCGCGACAUGACGUUUGUCGUCCUAAUUGUAAUCAAGCUGUAUGUACACAAAGAGCUAUUCACACCCCACACAGCAGAAUUUGAAUUCAGUUGAGAUUUUACUCUCCAAGAGUGUGUUCGGUCUUUAUCGAAGUGUAUCAAAAGCGUUAAAUAUUAAACAAGUUUAAAAGAAGUUGAACAUUUUAUAAGUACAUUUAUUUUUCUUUAAAGGCUGCGUGAAAUGUGUAACCUAAGGAAAGCAACUUCUGCCUUGCAUAAACUGUUUGUUUAUGGAGGUCUAAAGUAUGGCCAACCUAGCCAUUCCAUUUUGGCCAAUGAUGGAAACGGUUUUGCCAAGUUUUGGUGUCGUGCAACUACCACCGAAAAAUUACCAUUAGUGAUAGCAACUCGCUACAAUAUUCCUUUCUUGCUGAACAAGCCUGGUCUGGGCUAUUACGUUACUGGCGAAAUUUAUGAAGUGGACGACAAGAUGCUUAAAAGUUUGGACAACUUGGAAGAUUGUGAAGAUAUUUAUGUAAGAGAAAUGCGUGAUAUGAAUAUAGGAGUUGGAGAAGGCACCGUUCCAUGCUGGGUAUAUUUGCUCCAAAAAUAUCCUGAAAAACUCUUGAGUCUACCAUUUUUAUCCAGUUAUGAAAACAGCCCUGCCCAUCCUUAUGUAAUGCGUAACAAGCGUCAUCACAAGCAUCCUCCUAAUGAGGACCUUUCAUACACUGCCUCUAGCGCUUAAACUUUUAUGGCUACUUGUGAUAUGAUCGACAAUACAGACACAAUAUCACGUGUAUAAUAGAAUUUUGAUUUUGUAAUGUCAUACAUUUUUUAGAAAAUUUUACAAUCAAUUAUCAGGCCUAUUCUGAAUAACAAACUCCCGGGGAAUUUGUUCCCUCUCCAAUACAUAAAGCAUGCAAAAAAAAAUAAAAUCCCAGGAAAAUAUUGUUCAUAAUUGGCCUGUAUACUUUAUUCUCCAAGUAUACAUUUUUUACAUAUACAUAUGUAUAUAUGUACGUACGUAUAUAUAUUUUAAUGGCUCAUAGCAUUUCUGUGCGUUCAAAGCCUUAUUUUAAAUUCAAUCAAACCUUUUUCUUAGAGAAUUUUGUCAAUGAGCAAUGAGCAAAAUCAUGUAAUAAAUGAAAUUUAUGAUCGGUAAUGCAAAAACCUGCUGAGAAUGUAUGAUAUUCCAAAAUGAAAAUAAACUCAUAGUAAAAAAUAUAUUUAUACAUGAAUGUAUGCACAAAUCUACAUAGUUUAAUAGUUUUUAAAUAUAGUAUUUUAAGUAUAAUUUACAUGUAUUUUUUAAAUUUUGUGCGAUAAAUAAAGCGCAAUGUAUUUUUAUAUGCA
This is a messenger RNA of Lucilia sericata (common green bottle fly), 1360 nucleotides long. RefSeq names its product troponin C-akin-1 protein (gene Tina-1). The transcript is spliced from 3 exons. Gene Ontology annotation, molecular function: gamma-glutamylaminecyclotransferase activity. Bases 246 to 752 code for a protein of 168 amino acids. NCBI's taxonomy places the organism in Eukaryota, Metazoa, Arthropoda, Insecta, Diptera, Calliphoridae. The record is from RefSeq and is a predicted model, not a curated record.